CGAUUUGCUGAUUCUGCGCACUGUAAGGAUCUGUGAGAGAAGCCGGUCGAGGAGCUGGGAGAGCACGUUUAGUUUUUUAUACUUAACAGAAUUAUUUUGUUUUAGAUGAGAAAUUUAUAAUGACUGCCUGAGGAUGGCACAGCAAGACACAUUGUUAAACCUCUUCGCUGGCGGGUGCGGGGGCACAGUGGGUGCUAUGGUUACAUGUCCCCUGGAAGUGAUCAAGACAAGACUCCAAUCCUCAGGACUGACGCUUCGCCAGGUGUAUCUGUCCCAGGUACAGCUUGGCACCCUGAGUGGAACUAGCAUGGUUCGACCAACGCGGGUAGCACCUGGCCUUUUCCAAGUACUGAGGUCUAUAUUGGAAAAGGAGGGACCAAGAUCGCUCUUCAGGGGUUUGGGUCCUAAUCUAGUUGGAGUUGCACCUUCAAGGGCGAUCUACUUUGCUGCCUACUCAAAAUCGAAAGAGGAAUUCAACGCUAUCUUUGUGCCGAACAGCAACAUGGUUCACAUGUGCUCAGCUGGGUUUGCAGCCUUUGUUACAAAUUCACUUAUGAACCCAAUAUGGAUGGUGAAAACCAGAAUGCAGCUAGAAAGAAGGGUGCGGGGUGUGAAGCAGAUGAACGCACUCCAGUGUGCAAAGUAUGUGUACCAAUCUGAAGGAAUCCGUGGAUUUUACAGAGGGCUUACCGCUUCAUAUGCUGGGAUUUCAGAGACAAUUAUCUGUUUUGUUAUUUAUGAGUCCCUAAAGAAGAAUCUGGGAGAUCUAAGGUUAUCCUCGCCAACCAGAAAAUCAAACGAGAAGGGAGCGUCAGAUUUCCUAGGGCUGAUGAUUGCUGCUGCCUUUUCCAAAGGCUGUGCCUCCUGUAUAGCAUACCCACAUGAGGUGAUCCGGACAAGGCUACGUGAAGAGGGCAGCAAAUACAAGUACUUCUUUCAAACAGCACGGCUAGUAGCCAUCGAGGAGGGCUACCCAGCCUUCUACAGAGGACUAAUAGCACAGCUCAUUCGACAGAUCCCAAACACUGCCAUCGUGCUGUCCACGUACGAACUCAUAGUGUACCUGCUAGGGAACCACUCCACAAAUUAAUCAAGCAUGGGACGUUUCAGACAUGCUUCCUUGGUUCACUGCUGCUUUUUCCCCGACACAAAGGAGGAGCAGUUUUGGAAGAUCUUGUGUUUUUUUUUAUAUAUUAUAAAAGCACUUUUCAAAAGGUCAUUUGAGUAUGUGUUUCCGACGGUUUUUCCAUCAACAGUUUUUGACAAGUAGAUCACACAUUUUAAUCCUGAUAUAUGUAAAAUCAUGACAUGGAAACUACUAACCCAUCUAGAAGAUGUAAUGCAAACACAAAGUGGUCCGAAGACCUGCUAUUUACGUUGUUUGUGUAAUGUUCUAAUUCUUUAGUUAGAAGCAUGUUAAACUUGAUAUCCGCUAACACAUUUAUAAAAAGGCAUUGUCAGUGGCAAACCUGCUCAAGUAUUCAGGUCCAUAGAUAUAUAGAUACACGUUGAAGUACAUACACUGUGUCAUGCUGUCAUCAUCCUCUACAGCAGUGUUGGGGGGACUUGGAAGUCUGCUUUUAUGUUUGUCCUGAUUCUUCUGCAAGAGCACAGAUGAAGAGAGAACUUUUAUUUAAAUUAUUAUUCUUAAUGCUACUCCUUGCUCGGCCCUCCUUCACAGGUUGUUUUCGUAACUUGGUUUAAAUUAUUUAUUUUUUUGUUAUAGGAAGCUUCAUUUGUUUUUGUUUUUAAAACAGAUAAGGGCCUAAUGCAUAUUGAAAACAAACUGGUUAAUUAAAGAUACAUUAAUCAAUGUUG
Messenger RNA from Acipenser ruthenus (sterlet), 1818 nucleotides. RefSeq names its product solute carrier family 25 member 33-like. Gene Ontology annotation, biological process: pyrimidine nucleotide import into mitochondrion. The transcript is spliced from 7 exons. Bases 134 to 1090 code for a protein of 318 amino acids. Gene Ontology annotation, molecular function: pyrimidine nucleotide transmembrane transporter activity. NCBI's taxonomy places the organism in Eukaryota, Metazoa, Chordata, Actinopteri, Acipenseriformes, Acipenseridae. Gene Ontology annotation, cellular component: mitochondrion. The record is from RefSeq and is a predicted model, not a curated record.